UUUCUUUAACUUGCUUCACUUCAUUUUUGCACUCUCCUCUUCCUUUUCUUCCUUUAUCCUCUUUUCACUUUUUUCUUAUUUCCCCCCAGUUUUGCUCCCUUCACAUAUCUUCUCCUCUUCCUUUUUCAUUUAUUCCAAGCCUUCAUUCAUUGCCUUUCCUUUCCUUUCCUUUCCUUCCUUUUUUUUUUUUUUUUUUUUUUUUUUUUUUUUUUCUUUUUUUCUUUUUUUCUUUUUUUCUUUUCCUCCCUCAUCUUCAUCUCCACAGCUUACAUUGUCACAAUUUUGAACCAUCCUGCUACUGACUUACCAUACUUAACAAUUUGAUCAAACUUUUCCUGUUUUCUGUCCUCCGUCCAUUACGCCCUUGUUUUUAAACAGUUUUGAAAUCACAAUGGGAAGCGGAACAACAACACCAAAUGGUCCAUCUAGACGUGGUUCGAUUGAAAGAAAAAGAGAGGUUGAGAAAGAGCCAACCAACCUAAGGAUUUAUUGUAUUGUUGCUAGAGAAGCAACGUCUUUUCCUGUAAAUAUCCCUUCUGAUCGUUCAGUCGGUGAACUCAAGCAAGCCAUCAAGGCAGCGAAGAAGCCAGAACUCGAUCAUGUUGCCGCAGACAAGCUCACGCUCUGGAGAACAGUCAACCCCAGGAGAGAUAAGGACAAUAAAGUAGAUCUUAAUGGCACCGUUGAAAAGACAGAGCUCGAUGACGAGAGGGCACUUCUUUCUGAGCUGGACGAGCUGACCAGCCGAAGGACAUAUGUUAUUGUCAAGCUGCCGCCGCCAGACAUCGGAACAGAUUCUCAAGAGAAAAAUGGACGAAGAUCCACAGUAUAUUUCACCUUCAAAGAAGAUACGCAUUGAGGAAGGGUGGAGAGAAUACAGGGCUUCUGAUGGCA
Messenger RNA from Lobosporangium transversale, 894 nucleotides. RefSeq lists its product as hypothetical. The record is from RefSeq and is a predicted model, not a curated record. The coding region runs from base 392 to 859 and encodes 155 amino acids. NCBI's taxonomy places the organism in Eukaryota, Fungi, Mortierellomycota, Mortierellomycetes, Mortierellales, Mortierellaceae. The transcript is spliced from 3 exons.